AGAACCCAGGCGUCUUGGCUCGUGCCCUGCUCACUAAAGCACCACUCUGCCUCUAUGGGAGCCAGUGCUUUUAAUUGGUUUCGGUAGCAUGAAGCUUCAGAUUGAACUAGUUCGUUCUGGCACAUGUGACCCAGAAUCUCUCCCUUGUGCAGAAAUGGACGGGAUGCUGGCUGAGUUCUCUGUGUCCUGGACCAGGCCUUGGCCGGCAGGUGGAUGUAGCCACGAACCCCUGGAUUCUACCGCACUCCAGCUGGCCUUCGAGCUCCACGAAAGGCCUGGGGUUCUGAUGAUGGACUGUCUGGCAGUAAAACAGUUCAUACACAAGAUCAGCUUGGUGCACCCAAAGAUCAGAUUCCAUUACUGUGUGAAUGUGAAUGGCGCUGUGUCUGCGGAGACGUACUGUGGAGAGAAGAGAGAGAGUACAUGUGUACUGAAUGGAAUAAAGCUCCUUACUGACCAGAGACACUAUAUAAGGGUUGUGGACAGCUUGGUGUCCCGUGGCGCAAACUUCCUCUGUGACAAAAUCCACCCUGUGCUGGGCAGGGCUGUCAGCCUCCUGAUUCCCCAUGAAGUGGCUGAAACUGGCUUCACUGGGGAGCUGGAAGUCACGCCAGCUGCCGCGCUGUGCCCCUGCCUGAAGUUGUAUCCCAAUCAGCCUGCUAAGAUUGCUGCUGUCUCCAUAUUUUUCUACGACCCCGCGGGUUUGCCCAUAUCAUUCUAUGCAAAGGGGAAAUCAUCUUUGUUCUUCAAUGACCCAUCGAACUUAGCAGAAUGGGAGAAGUACAGCUAUAGUGCGACACUGGACUCAGAUCCAGGGCAGGAAGAAGAUCAAGUGAACCCAGAUGUCAGAUAUAAACUUCACUGGGACGGUGGAAGCCAAGAAGAUGAUCCAGACACUUGGGAGCAGACUCUGUUGCUCUUCCUCUUUCUCCACUACUCAGACCAGUUUCAAGAUAAGCCAUUUUAUGAUUUCUGGACCCGGCGCAUGAUUGCAUCCCAUAUGGACCAGAUUCUCCUGUGCAGCCAGGAGGCAGUGAAGCGUGGAGUCCAGGCUGUCAUUGACGCAAUGCUACAGGAGCACUGCAAGAGAGGGAAGAACCAGCAGAGGUUGAAGCUGUCCCGGCCCGUCAUCCUAGGUGCCAUUUCCAGCGUGGUGUCCAGCAGCACUAACAGCCAGUUCAGACGGGAAUGUCUGCAGAGUUUGCAGGUUUCAGAUACCCCAGAGCUAAUGGCAGCCAUUCAAACAGCCUUUGAAAAUGUCACUCGGAAGCGACUGAUGCCCAAUGGCACAUGCAGCAUCACAAAAGUAAGUCAGUUUCACCCUGUGGCUCCCUCUUUGACCUUGUAUGCUGAUCUGUUUUUGUCUGUCACCAUACAUAUCCACCCACCCACCAACUCCAUGCUCAUGACCAUGGUAUGUGAGCACCUUUUAGUCAUCAGAGAUAGUAGAGAUGGAAAGCUUCUACUGAAUCCCAUGUGGCCGGAGUCCCUACAGACUAUUCCCUGUGGAUUGUUCCAUCAGAAAUGGAGACACUCCACAUCAGAUCCCAUCUACCCCAUCCCUCUCUGGGACCCAGGGUAGGAUUACCCCCCUGUAAAUUAUCCCCCAGGGCCUUGUCCAGCCUGGUUUUCAAUGCCCUUCAGUCUUAUAUUAGAAAAAUAUCUUCAUCCUGCUAUCACCUGCUGCUGGGAAAAAAGCAGUUACUCUCUUGUAUUGUAACUGUUGUUCUGCAAGAUAUGGGUGUAGACCUGUACUCCACUCAGGUAUGUGUGCACCCAGCACUCAGAAGCCAGAGAACUUUCCCUAGCAAUAACCAUAGGGGUGGUGCUCGUGUCCUACGUCCCCUUGGUCCUUCCCCAGGCUGUUUAAGGGCUCCAACCCCCCUCGGUUUCUGCACACCGAACAUUAAAUGGUAACACUGCAGUGCAGAGGAGACAGAGGGUGGGUCAUGGAAGACACCUUUUCACCCACAUCUCGAAGAACAAUAGUUACAGUCCAGGUAGGUAACCACUCUUCUUUGAGCAGGUGCAGAUGUGUAUUUCACUCAGGGGACUCACAAGCCAAGUUAGGGGGCAGGGCUCAGAGUCUACUUAAAGAAUGACUGCAGUACUUGCCUUCCCAACAUUUGCAUCUGAUCUAGAUGCAGCCCUAAAAGCAUAAUGCUUGGUAAAAGUAUGUAUGGUAGACUAAGGAACUGCCCUGCAAACAGGGCCGGCUCUGGUUUUCUGACCGCCCCAAGCAAAAAAAAAAAAAA
Molecule: messenger RNA, 2255 nt
Organism: Chrysemys picta bellii (western painted turtle)
Lineage: Eukaryota; Metazoa; Chordata; Testudines; Emydidae
Gene: TOP6BL
Product: TOP6B like initiator of meiotic double strand breaks
Biological process (GO): meiotic DNA double-strand break formation
Source: RefSeq, a predicted model, not a curated record